AUGGUCCGUGGAAAAGGUGUCUACCGACGGUCACAGGACCAGUCAGCUCGGCGGUCUAUGGUGGCGUACGUCUGGAAUCCUAUCUUGUAUGGAGGUGCUGUGGAAAACAGCCCGCUGAUCGUUGUGCAGGUGCAAUCGAUGUCGGAACCGAAAAACGCGCUGUGCAGGCUCCCCUCCCUCCCAUGCGCAGCAUGUGUGGAUGCUGGUCAAACGUGUAUCUACUCGGAGGCGGAAAGGCGCGUCUCGAUUCCUGAAAGCCAUUACCGCCGGUUACAAUCACAGGCUCGAUUGCCUCAUUUGCCUCAUGGCCAGUCCAUUGAUAGAGAUCGCCCAACGCCAUCCAGUGUUUCAUCAAGUACAACUUCAGCCGCCACACGUUAUUCGGAAGGCGAAUUACCCAUGGAACGAGAUGACUGGUGGUAUAAAGGCGCAGAUAAUCUACGUCUCAAUCCUGGAUCCACUGAUCUAGCUUGGGAUGUGCGUCCUCUCUAUGAUGAUCCUUCAUCACUCCGUCGCACGGUGACAGGAGCAUUGCCCCAGUUGCCCCCGUUUGAGUUCGCUAAACGGCUUUUCUGGGUACAGUAUGCCUACAUUGGCACGAUUUUCUCACUGAUUCACCCUAGAGAAUUCGAAAAACGACUGAACUUUGUCUAUCAUCAACCGCCCGACUUUUCUCACCGUGAAAAAUGUCUAAUAUAUUGCCAAUAUCUGCUUGUAGUUGCAUUUGGACUAAUGUACUCGGUUAACCAAUGGUCGGGAGAUGACGGCCCCCCCGGGUUCAAAUACUUUAAACAUGCUUUGCGACUUUUGCCCGAUAUCCAUGAAGAAGGAUCGAUAUUUUUCGUCGAAGUUCUGUGCUAUGUGGCAUACUAUAUGCAAAAUCUUAACCGUCGUGAUGCGGCCUUCCUUUAUAUUGGCCUUGCACUUCGCAUGGCAAUUUCUCUGGGCCUUCACCAAGAAGUUUCUGAUCCGGAAAUUAGUGAAACAGACCGUAAUCGCCGACGUCGAGCAUGGUGGUCUGACGGUUCAACGUCAGAUCCAUGGCCAGCAAUUGUCCUUACCCACUAUACACAGCUCUCACGUAUUUUGGGGAGGAUCGGAGAAGGUAUGUUGAGUGUAUGCAAUUAA
Molecule: messenger RNA, 1128 nt
Organism: Penicillium macrosclerotiorum
Lineage: Eukaryota; Fungi; Ascomycota; Eurotiomycetes; Eurotiales; Aspergillaceae
Product: fungal specific transcription factor domain-containing protein
Exons: 5
Coding region: 1-1128 (375 amino acids)
Biological process (GO): DNA-templated transcription
Molecular function (GO): DNA binding; zinc ion binding
Source: RefSeq, a predicted model, not a curated record